Molecule: messenger RNA, 2967 nt
Organism: Salarias fasciatus (jewelled blenny)
Lineage: Eukaryota; Metazoa; Chordata; Actinopteri; Blenniiformes; Blenniidae
Gene: agbl2
Product: AGBL carboxypeptidase 2
Exons: 21
Coding region: 1-2967 (988 amino acids)
Biological process (GO): proteolysis
Molecular function (GO): metallocarboxypeptidase activity; zinc ion binding
Source: RefSeq, a predicted model, not a curated record
AUGCCGGUCAGAAAUCCCUCCAACACCUCUCAUGUGAAGGAAACAUCGCACAUGGCAGUCUCUACCAUCAGAAACUGGUGGAAUGAGUGCCAGGUGGAAAAACUGGACUCCAACACAGAGGAAGAUGAGGAUGAGUUAACUGGGAGGAAACAGAUGACCCUAAACCUGAGCGAGACGCUGCGGACCAGGCAGCUGCUCAUUAACUUUGAUGGUGGUCGACCAGUUUGGAGUCUCAGGGCGCCGCUGGACCUGGUGAACUUCCCAUCGAUCCCUCGUCCUCGAUGGCCCAUCGAGUGUGAGGUCGUCAACGACGUUAUUCAGCACAUCGAGUGGGAUCCCCCAGAGCCAGAGCCUUUUUAUCAGCCCACAGGACUUGAGAGGACACCCCUGCAGGUCGGAGAGGAGAAGGGGAAUUUGGUCUACUGCAUUGACCAUGUCACCAAGCAACCGUAUUUCACCUGCUCUCGAGUUGGAGGAAGCAAGGGACCCAUAAAGAACGCCACUCCUUAUGACAAUCAGACACAAUUCACUCUUGAGUUUGAGUCACGCUUUGAGAGCGGGAACCUUCAGAAGGCCGUCCAAGUGGGUGUUUACGGCUAUGAGCUCACUUUGCGCACAGACUUGUACACCACAAAGCACACACAGUGGUUCUACUUCAGGGUCCGGAACAUGAAGGCUGGAGUGACGUACCGCUUCACCAUCGUCAACCUGAUGAAGAGCAGCAGCCUGUAUUCUGUGGGUAUGAGGCCACUUCUCUACUCUGAGAGGGCUGCUGGAGAAAACGGCGUUGGGUGGCAGCGCGCAGGCUCCAAUAUUAGAUACUACCCGAAUGGCAAUGAAAGUGCAAAGGACAACAAUGGCGACAACAUUCCCUUGUACUCGCUGUCCUGGACGCUUCAGUUUCCCUAUGACUCCGACACCUGCUACUUGGCCCACUGCUACCCUUACACCUACUCACACCUGCAGUGCUACCUGAGGCGCGUAUCUUCCAACCCCGCGGUCGCAUCGUACUGCAAAGUGCGAGUCUUGUGCCACAGCCUGGCUGGGAAUGCCGUGUAUGUGCUGACCAUCACGUCUCUGGGCGUUGGCAAACUGGAGGGCAGGGCCAAGAAGGCUGUGGUGGUGACGGCCCGGGUGCACCCCGGUGAAACCAACGGGUCCUGGAUGAUGGAGGGAUUGCUGGAUUUCCUGCUCGGGGACUCAGAUGAUGCUCAACUACUCAGGAACACUUUUGUUUUUAAGGUGGUGCCAAUGCUGAACCCAGAUGGCGUGGUGGUGGGGAAUGGCCGCUGCUCUCUGGCUGGCAGAGACCUCAAUAGAAACUACAAGACGUUGCUCAGGGAUGCCUUUCCGUGUGUGUGGCACACGCGAAAUAUGGUGGAAAGACUCUUGGCUGAGACAGAGGUCGUCCUGUACUGUGACUUUCAUGGCCACAGCCGUAAGAACAAUGUGUUCAUGUACGGCUGUAACACCCGAGGGAACGCUUCACUCAAACUCCACGAGAGAGUCUUUCCACUGAUGAUGAGCAAGAAUGCCUGUAGUAAGUUCUCCUUUAAGAGCUGCAAAUUUCGAGUGCAGAAGAGCAAAGAGGGCACAGGACGAAUCGUCAUGUGGAGACUUGGCAUCAAGAACAGCUACACCAUGGAGGCCACCUUCGGAGGCUCAACGCUGGGCGACAGGACAGGAACACAUUUUACCACUCGAGACCUGAAGUCCUUGGGCUUUUGCUUUUGUGACACCCUGCUUGACUAUUGUGACCCCAAUCCAUCAAAGAUUAUUUACUGUCUGAAAGAGCUGACAGCACUGCUGAGGAAGCAGGCCAGAGAGCGACUUGGUAAAGAUUUGGGCACUGACUGUCGCUUCUCGGUGUCGGAUUUGGAAACCAGCACCAGCGGUUCCAACAGCUCGGACUCAGAUGGACCCCCAGUUCAUCUACUGAACCAACCAAAAACUACCAUACCACAGCAAACUCCAGUGAAGAAGAAGAAAAGACGCUUGAGGAAUCGCAGAGAAAGGAACAGGUUGCUGUCAGACAGAGAGAAGAAUAGUCUUCUGCCAAAGGUCCAGCACAUCAACAUCAGUAAUACAAGCUCCAACUCGCCUCAAGACGACUCAGGUAAAAAGAGCGCCCUUGUCAAGCCCGAUGGACAACACAGGAAGAAAUGGCGGUUAAAUGGCCUCAUCAGAAAAGAAGGGAUCCCUCCCACUGAUACCCAUCCUGGAGAAGUCAGACAGGUGACACUGUGGCAGGGCUGCGAGCCCAUCUCGGGUUCUCAGAAAGGCACAAUAACUUCUAACCAUCAAGACGUCAGCAGUGAACAGUCGGUUUUCACAGGAGGCGCAGUGAUGGACGCCAGACGGUGGAGAUGUCCCUCUCAGCUGCUGCACCUGAGCGCUCUCCUCCUGCCGUCACCCAACUGCUCACACUCAAAGCACCAGCACCCCCACAGCAGCCGGCAGUGCUUUGCUUCAUAUAAAGUCUGCAAAGGGCCAUCACCUGCAUUGACGUCGCCCCACAGAUCUCCUUCCUUCAUGCAUGUCAAGAUGUUUCCGGAUGUCGUGACGCCAAAGCGCCUGCUGUCAAGCUUCAACACCGUGAAGUUCACCGGGCACAUUUUCCAAGACAGAAGCACUCUGCGAGUUUCAGAGCGUUACCUCAUCCCAGACACUUCCUCCACCUCAAAUCCUGACAGAAAUAAGACCAACUACCGGAGUGAGGCACAGGAAUAUUUGGCAGAAGUGGCCAAAUCGCUGCUGGGGUGUGAACCAGUCAUGGAGCAGACCCAGAAACACAACACGCCUCUGAAAGAAGGGACACACUCAGUGGGCUUCAGCCCGGGGACCCCAGGCACUACCAGUUCAGGAAGGAAAGCCAAAGAAGUCCUCAAGAGGCAGCGCUCACCGGACAAUCACAGUCUGCCCAGUCACAGGCCAGAGCAUUUACAACCUGAAGAACAAGUGAUGUGA